This is a messenger RNA of Centrocercus urophasianus (Greater sage-grouse), 1277 nucleotides long. It is a transcript of the gene CBLN1, whose product is annotated as cerebellin 1 precursor. The record is from RefSeq and is a predicted model, not a curated record. Gene Ontology annotation, molecular function: protein binding. Lineage: Eukaryota; Metazoa; Chordata; Aves; Galliformes; Phasianidae. The coding region runs from base 1 to 585 and encodes 194 amino acids. The transcript is spliced from 3 exons. Gene Ontology annotation, cellular component: glutamatergic synapse; synaptic cleft.
AUGCGAGGCCCGGGGCCGGCGCUGGCGCUGGGGCUGCUGCUGGGCGCGGCGUGGCUGGUGUGCGGGCAGAACGAGACGGAGCCCAUCGUGCUGGAGGGGAAGUGCCUCGUGGUGUGCGACUCCAACCCCACGUCCGACCCCACCGGCACCGCGCUCGGCAUCUCCGUGCGCUCCGGCAGCGCCAAGGUCGCCUUCUCCGCCAUCCGCAGCACCAACCACGAGCCCUCCGAGAUGAGCAACCGCACCAUGAUCAUCUACUUCGACCAGGUACUAGUGAACAUCGGCAGCAACUUCGACUCGGAGAGGAGCACGUUCAUAGCGCCAAGGAAAGGAAUUUACAGUUUUAAUUUUCACGUGGUGAAAGUCUACAACAGGCAAACCAUCCAGGUGAGUUUGAUGCUAAAUGGGUGGCCAGUGAUUUCUGCCUUUGCAGGAGACCAAGAUGUGACCCGAGAAGCUGCCAGCAACGGAGUGCUGAUACAGAUGGAGAAAGGAGACAGAGCUUAUCUAAAACUGGAGAGAGGGAACCUGAUGGGGGGCUGGAAGUACUCGACAUUCUCUGGAUUUCUGGUGUUCCCGCUUUAAACCACAUCUCAUCUGAGAGAAGGGAGAGCUGCAAGUCAGAGAAUCUCCUACAAGUUCCCCAGCCCCAGCUGGGUGUACGGAGCUGUGGACAGCGGACUUUUUACGUGCAAAUAUUUAAGAAGCUAAAUCCUGCUUAGGUUGUGUACAUCGCUUUGAAGAAUUACUCCUUAUUUCCGUUGUGUUGCAGCCAACAGGCAGGAGACACUAUAAUUGAUCACAGCCCCAUUUCUAUUCCUCUCUCCUCCCACAGAAUUAGUUCCCAUCUCUGUGUCACUGUGUAAUCGGCCAUCGUUCCCCAUGGUUUCUGCCUCGCACAAGUAGGCUUUAGGUAUUUCCAUUGUCCUUUACAGCAUAUUUUGUAGUUUUGUUUUUAAAACAUGUUAAUCUCGACUCUUUUCUCUGAGUUUUAACUUAAAAAAAAACAACCCACACAACAAAACAAAAGCGCAAAGUAUUUUUGAAUACGUGGAUGCCACGGUGGAAGAGCAGAUGCCGCUCUGGCUGUGUGCGGGCUGAAGGAGACGUUUCUACGUGAAGAACUGUUUGCAGCGAGGGCUGACCGCAGUAUUUCAAUAUUUCUAUGUAAUUCUGAGUGAUUGUGAAAUUUAAGGCUGCUAAAUGUUUUGACGCUUGUUUUGCUCUUGUAAAAUGUGGCCCAACUAAACGCCAGGAAGUAUAUUGAACUUUUACUA